This is a messenger RNA of Seriola aureovittata, 1229 nucleotides long. It is a transcript of the gene nkx2-9, whose product is annotated as NK2 transcription factor related, locus 9 (Drosophila). Gene Ontology annotation, molecular function: DNA-binding transcription factor activity, RNA polymerase II-specific; RNA polymerase II cis-regulatory region sequence-specific DNA binding. Gene Ontology annotation, biological process: cell differentiation; regulation of transcription by RNA polymerase II. The record is from RefSeq and is a predicted model, not a curated record. Bases 24 to 755 code for a protein of 243 amino acids. Gene Ontology annotation, cellular component: nucleus. The transcript has 2 exons. NCBI's taxonomy places the organism in Eukaryota, Metazoa, Chordata, Actinopteri, Carangiformes, Carangidae.
CGGAUUGCACGCAAGGACGCGCGAUGGCUGCACCGACCAAGUUCAGUUUUUCCGUCAGGAGCAUCCUGGAUUUGCCUGAGCAGGAUGCGGAGGCAGCGCCGCGGUCUUCCCCUGUCUACUCCUCCUGCUCCUCCAGCUCGCCCUACACCUCCUGGAUGAUGGACUGCGACCGGAGCCCAUGCAUGUCUUCCGACGAAGGUAGUCUCGAGGCCUCCCCCGACUCAACCAAGCCGGAUGACUCUUCCCUGGACUCGGAGCCCGACAAGAGCAAAAAAAGCAAGAAGCGCCGGGUGUUGUUCUCCAAAGCCCAGACCCUGGAGCUGGAGAGACGUUUCCGCCAGCAGCGCUACCUGUCCGGUCCGGAGAGAGAGCAGCUGGCCCGGCUCCUCAGCCUGACCCCGACCCAGGUGAAGAUCUGGUUCCAGAACCACCGCUACAAGAUGAAGAGAGGCCGGGCGGACGGAGCGCUGCAGGACGUGGAGAUAGCGCAGCCUCCGGUGCUGCGCAGGCUCGUCGUUCCGAUCCUGGUGCGCGAUGGGAAACCUUUUCACACCUGCUUACUUGACACGGAGAAAGCUGGCUGUCUACCUGUUUCCUCUCAAGCGGUACCCUUCCCCUUGGCCUACCCGUCUCUUCAGCAUCCCUCCCCGGUCGCUCUUCCCCCCAGGUACCAGCACUUUCCCACCGCGGCGGCCUCCAGAUUCGCCUGGAGAGACUUUUGGAGCGACUCGGUCCACUUUAACUCUUUCAAAUGAAGGCCUCAUUUCAACGCACAAACUCAUUUAGAACUGCAUCAAAUGUUUUCUGAAUGUUUAGCAAAUUUUCGAGCAACUUAAACAUUUAGAUUUUUCACUAUAGGCCUAUGUAGAACAAAAGGUAUUUUGCACAUUUUAUUUUGAUAUUUUUGCGUGUUAUUUUUUAAAUGCUGAUUAUAUUUUCUCAUACAUGGGCUUACUGGUGUAGCCUGUAUUUUUAAUUAUCCGCUGAGAUAAUGUAUUUGUAUGUUUCGAAGCCGUUUAAACAUAAUAUUUGUAUAAAUAACUUGUUGUUGUUGAAGGGAAAUAAUGUACAGUAGUCUGCAUUAGGCGGUAAUAGAAGCGGUAGCAGCAAAGCUAUUAUUAUAGCCUGAAUGUCUGAAGGAAAAAUAAUGUUAUUUGUUGUCUUUAAGGAGACUUUCUUUAAAGGUUUUACGUGUUAAACUUUUUUUUAUUUGUGAACAAAAUUAUUAA